AUGGGUGUUCCUUUCGAGGCUCUGCUUCCCUAUGGGAUUAUCAUCGGCAUGUUCGGUGUGACUGGCUACGGCCUCCACUACGUCAAGCGCUUUGCCAACGAUGGCAAGAAGGCGCGCUGGAACCGUGAUCUUUGGGAUAGACGUAUCACAGGCUCAUUCCGUGGGCAAUCCAGCAACCACAAGGCGCCCACCGGGUUCGACGUCAGCAACCCGUGGAAGAUCGAGAGCCGGAUCUACUAG
This is a messenger RNA of Penicillium bovifimosum, 240 nucleotides long. RefSeq names its product NADH dehydrogenase [ubiquinone] 1 alpha subcomplex subunit 1. Bases 1 to 240 code for a protein of 79 amino acids. The transcript has 4 exons. The record is from RefSeq and is a predicted model, not a curated record. Lineage: Eukaryota; Fungi; Ascomycota; Eurotiomycetes; Eurotiales; Aspergillaceae.